Messenger RNA from Gopherus flavomarginatus (Mexican gopher tortoise), 1120 nucleotides. RefSeq names its product GTP cyclohydrolase 1-like. Lineage: Eukaryota; Metazoa; Chordata; Testudines; Testudinidae. Gene Ontology annotation, molecular function: GTP binding; zinc ion binding; GTP cyclohydrolase I activity. Gene Ontology annotation, cellular component: cytoplasm. Gene Ontology annotation, biological process: tetrahydrofolate biosynthetic process; tetrahydrobiopterin biosynthetic process. The transcript has 6 exons. Bases 1 to 696 code for a protein of 231 amino acids. The record is from RefSeq and is a predicted model, not a curated record.
AUGGCGUGCCAAGCGGCCGGCGAGGAGCUGCCGCGCCCCUGCUGCAAUGGCUACAGCGAGCUGGCGCCGGCCGACACGCGCCGGGCUGUGCUGCAGGAUCGCCCGGGGAAGCACAGGCGCGAGGAGGCGGCCGAGGGCGGCGCGCUGCCUGCCUUGGAGGACGCCUACCUGAGCAUCCUGGAGGGGCUGGGGGAGAACCCUGCCAGGCAGGGGCUGCUCCAGACGCCCAGGAGGGCUGCCAAAGCCAUGCAGUUUCUCACGAAAGGCUACCAAGAAACCAUCGAGGAUAUACUCAAUGAUGCAAUCUUUGAUGAAGACCAUAAUGAAAUGGUGAUCGUUAAGGAUAUUGAUAUGUUUUCCCUUUGCGAACACCACUUGGUACCCUUCUUUGGCAAGGUACAUAUUGGAUACUUACCUAUAAAGAAAGUGGUUGGACUAAGCAAGCUUGCAAGAAUUGUUGAAAUCUUUAGUCGAAGACUGCAAGUUCAAGAGAGGCUUACCAGACAGAUUGCUCUGGCAAUUACUGAGGCUCUGAAACCUGCCGGAGUGGCUGUGAUUGUAGAAGCAUCGCACAUGUGCAUGGUUAUGCGAGGAGUUCAGAAAAUGAACAGCAGGACUGUCACCAGCACCAUGCUCGGAGUCUUGCGAGAAGAUCCAAAAACCAGAGAGGAAUUUCUUACACUGAUCAAGAAUUAAAUGGAAACAGCUUCCCACUCACUGUUUGUUGGCUCUAACAGUAAAACUAAUUGCCAGAAACUAAUUACCAUGUGUGAUGCAGGACUGUUUGCAGAGUCUGUGUAUUAGAAAUAGCUGUGUGACAGCUUGGUUCUCACUAGUGCCUUGUAAUGUCAUAAAAUAUUUGGUAGAGAAUGAAUGUGCCUAAAUCACAAUUACUGAACUGAAAAGUGAUUAGCUGUUUCCCAAUACUAACAAUAGAGUGCUAUGGAAAGAUGUUGCUAGAUGGGAGCUAAAACAAGCCCCCCUCCAAAACAAACAAACAAACAAAAAACAAAAAAAACAAGCUGCCACAGAAAGGUGAAAUUAAGCAUAAAGUCCUGUGGCCUUUAUGACUCAUUCUUCAGCCCCUUUGUGUUCCUUGUAUUAGACAAAGGGGUCAGAA